AGGAAACCCACGCGGACACGGGGAGAACAUGCAAACUCCACACAGAAAGGCCCUUGCCGGCCACGGGGCUCGAACCCAGGACCUUCUUGCUGUGAGGCAACAGCGCUAACCACUACACCACCGUGCCGCCUCCAAGAAAGUUGGCGGUGCGUGUCAAUAAUUAUCCUCCACUCUGAUGGAUUCCCUUGAAGACACCUUCGAGGCACUGUCGAUCUCCAGACGCUUGCAGCCAGAUGAGCCGUCGUAUAUCCUGGACUUAACCCUUUCACCCGUGGACCUCGUUGCCGUGUCCUGCUCCAAUCGUGUCGUUCGGCUGCACGCCAAAGAGACCCUCCGAGUCUUGGGAGAACAUCAGGGCCACACAGGGGCCGUGUUCGGGGUUCGAUUUUCUCCAUCCUCACCCGAUCUGCUCUUCUCUGGCUCUUCAGACGGGACGCUGCGAUCCUGGGACGUGCGUCAGCCCGGUUCCUCCGCAGUCCGGGUGUUCAGGAGCGAUCCGGAUCAUUCGUACUGUUCGUUCGAUGUGAGCUGUAACGGCACGGUGGUGUGUGCCGGCACCGAGCAGCUGGGCGAAGACAGCUUUCUGGUUUUCUGGGACUCCCGGAUGACAGGAGGUGGAGCCAGACAGGAAGGGCUGCUGGGGGUGUACUCAGAGUCGCACAGCGAUGACAUCACAGCCGUACGCUUUCACCCAAAGCAGGCAGACAGGCUGGCGUCGGGUUCCACAGACGGCCUGGUGAACGUCUUCGAUUUGAGUUUGGGAGAAGAAGACGACGCCCUCAUCACCACGUGCAACUGUGACUCAUCCGCUAGCGCCCUCUGUUGGUCAGGUAAGAAUCAGGACCAGCUGCUGUGUUUGACACACGACGAAGGGCUCCAUCUGUGGGAUUUGUCUCAGCUGGACAGCGACGACUCCUUCACGCUCUUCAGUUCAUCUGACGCUCGAACCCUCAUCUCUUCACCUGAGGGAACUUCUCUGGAUUACUUUGUGGGCGGAACAUGGCUGGACGAAGCAGAUCGCCUGGUCGUGGUGGGCGGAUCCCACAGCGGAGAGCUCCACCUGCUGGACUGCACUGACGGUGAACUGAAGCUGAUGAAGUCACUGAGCGGCGGCCAUUCAUCUACGGUCCGGUGUUUCCAGUGGGAUGCGGUGGGCGUGGCCUUGCUGACGGGCGGCGAGGACGGCCAGCUGCUCCAGUGGAAGGUGGGAGCCGAAGAGAUCAGCGUGGGGAAGAAAGACAACUUCAAAAGCAUCUCAUCCGUGCAGCUUAAAGCAAAAUCGCACAGGAAGCAGGCACUGAAAAAAGAGAGAAAGCGUACAUUUUAAUUUUCAUCCUUUCUCCAGAAGAGUCUCGUUUUAAAAUAUUGGACACUGUUUUAUUAAUAAAACGAUCUUUAAUAAUCUUUA
Messenger RNA from Neoarius graeffei (lesser salmon catfish), 1408 nucleotides. RefSeq names its product WD repeat domain 89 (gene wdr89). Gene Ontology annotation, molecular function: protein binding. Lineage: Eukaryota; Metazoa; Chordata; Actinopteri; Siluriformes; Ariidae. The record is from RefSeq and is a predicted model, not a curated record. Bases 176 to 1327 code for a protein of 383 amino acids. The transcript has 3 exons.